Molecule: messenger RNA, 730 nt
Organism: Protopterus annectens (West African lungfish)
Lineage: Eukaryota; Metazoa; Chordata; Ceratodontiformes; Protopteridae
Gene: MAFG
Product: MAF bZIP transcription factor G
Exons: 3
Coding region: 149-637 (162 amino acids)
Biological process (GO): regulation of transcription by RNA polymerase II; regulation of epidermal cell differentiation
Cellular component (GO): nucleus
Molecular function (GO): DNA-binding transcription factor activity, RNA polymerase II-specific; RNA polymerase II cis-regulatory region sequence-specific DNA binding
Source: RefSeq, a predicted model, not a curated record
GCGACGGGGCUGAGCCGAACGAGACGGGGAGUAGCGGAGGGAGAAGCGGGUAGCGCGUUUCCUAGCGACCGCCGGCGGUACUGUGAUCACCGAUUGAGCAGCAGGCCCAGGAAUCCGAUCAGAGUGACAGAGGAGUCGUGUGUGUGGUAUGACGACCCCUAACAAAGGAAACAAAGCCUUAAAGGUGAAGCGGGAGCCUGGGGAAAAUGGGACCAGCUUGACAGAUGAGGAGCUGGUCACCAUGUCUGUGCGGGAACUCAACCAACAUCUAAGAGGGCUGUCCAAGGAGGAGAUUAUUCAGUUAAAACAGAGGAGACGCACACUGAAGAACCGUGGUUAUGCUGCCAGUUGCAGAGUGAAGAGGGUCACCCAAAAAGAGGAGUUAGAAAAGCAGAAAGCUGAACUGCAGCAAGAGGUGGAGAAGCUUGCCUCUGAGAAUGCCAGCAUGAAAAUGGAACUUGAUGCUCUUCGCUCGAAGUAUGAAGCACUGCAAAACUUUGCAAGGACUGUUGCUCGCAGCCCUGUGACUCCCGCACGGGGGCCUAUCACUUCCUCCAUUGGGCCUCUCAUUCCUGGAAAGGUUGCAGCAACUAGUGUCAUCACAAUCGUGAAGUCAAAAACAGAUGCCAGGUCUUAGUACAUCACGAGGUGGGGACAGCAUCACAGUAGGCUAAAGCAAAAGAAGAAUAUGGUGGCUUUUCACUGCAGCACAGUAAGGUGACGGCACUCC